UUUAUCUCUCUCUAUCAGUCAGUUGUAUUUCUUUUGGACCCUCUCUCUCCCUUUCUUUCUCUGACCCUUUUCGACCUCUUUACUGUAAAUGGUGCACUACAGAGAUUAAGUCCCUGAAUCAGACCUACAUUCAUCUUAAUCUGUUGGCCAACAAGAUGUGUGGCUCUAGGAUGUCAUAGCUUCUAUUACUAUUCUGUCUGUUCCUCCCUUCAUCCUUCUCUCUCUCUCUCUCUCUCUCUCUCUCUCUCCUUCAUGACAUCAUCCGCCCACCAUAUGCACAUCAUAAUGGGAUGGCAGGGGUGGAGCACACAAUCGUUCAUAGAGGGAAAGCAAAAAAGUGGAUGGGGGAAUGACGAUUUGUCUGUUGGAGAGAGAAAACAAGUGAGAGAGAGAGAGAGAGAGAGAGAGAGAGAGAGAGAUGGGUACAAGCAUGGAGGUGAGAGGUCAAAAAGGUUGAGAGAGCUGGUCCAAUACUUUUGUGCAUGCUGGCUCUCGCACUGGUCAUUUCCUUACCAGAUGGUCAGGGAUGUUGAUUUACUUCAUCGCUACAUAAAACAGAAAGAAACCCAACUUGCUAAAGAAGAGGAGAGAAAGGCAGAGCAAGAGGACGAGAGAACUCUAGUUCUCCGCUAUUUUUAGGGAACCUGACUGGUAUUCGAUGCCUGCAUUCUCCCUGGGAUUUUAAAUGAACUAAGUUAAUGUCUGUGGGAGUGAAUGGUACUUUGAGAGGGGCUGUCUCUGUACCCUCUUCAAUUACCCCUUUCUUCCGGUCCCAGCUGUCACCCUCCGCAGACUUAGCUGUGGCUAUAUUCCUCAUCACCACAGGCGUGGUGUCAGUGGUGGGUAAUGGUGUGGUUUUGCUGGUUUAUGGGCGAAAGAGAAAGAAACUCAGGCCCCAUGAGCUGUUGACCAUAAACCUAGCGGUUUGUGACUUUGGCUACAGUCUCCUCGGCGCACCCUUUCCUAUAACGUCCAGAUGCCCAGCAGGGAUUCUCUUCAUGGCUGAUUGGCCAAAUCAAAGUGAACAGGGGAGGGCUACUGCAGGGGGCCACAUAAUCAGGAGGAAAGCAGACCUUCGUGGUUCUGCGUUGUGGAAUGGAACCGCCAUCAGCCUGUCUCAUGCCUGGGUGUUUGGUCAGACUGGGUGUCUUUACUACGGGAUGCAAGGCUUUGUGUUUGGCAUCGGCUCUCUGAUCACCACCUGCCUUAUCUCUCUAGACCGCGCUUUCAAGAUCUGCAGCAUCCAGUACGGCCAGUGGGUUGAAAGGAGACAUGCAUCUUUGUCCAUUGUGCUGGUAUGGAUCUACACCAUAUUCUGGGGAUUACUUCCUGUUUUCGGUUUCGGUAGCUAUGGGCCAGAGCCAUAUGCCACAAGCUGCACAAUUAACUGGUGGAGUAUGAAGUCAUCUCUCAAUGACAAGAUCUACAUCUAUCUCAUAAUGUCCCUCUGUUUCGGAGUGCCCACCUUGAUCAUCAUCACUUCUUACAUCGCCAUCAUGGUGACGGUUUAUCGCUCUAGUCGUACCUUGGCAUCCAUUCCAUCCUCAACUGUCACACACAGCAGCAAAGAAUUGAGACUCACAAAGAUCGCUGCAGUGGUUUGCUCAUCCUUUCUCUUGGCCUGGAUGCCGUACGCUAUCGUUUCUCUCUACUCCGCACUGACAGCCAAGGAGGAACCAGGAGAAUAUGUAGGAAUCCUGACAGCUGAAGCUGGACCGACAGGGCAAGCGACCCCCAAGCUGGCCGAUUUCCUCGCUUUCCCGUCGCUCCUCAACUGGACCUCCGUGGAAAAUUACACCACUAUCCACAAGACUCUGGACAUGUGGAGUAACAGUACAAUGCAAUCCAACUUCAGGCCGGACUUCAACCCGGUGUCUUCAGUGGGUCCUGGUUCAGUCCUGGGGCCCCAAAGCACUCGGGCCGUGUCCAGCCUGCCUCCGGAGGUGACGCUGAUCCCAGCUAUGUUCGCCAAAUCGCACUGCAUGGUCAACCCCUUCAUCUACCAGAUCAUGAACCACGAGUUCAGGGCAAACGUGUGCUACAUUUUCUGUGGGAGAGGCUUGGACAGAGAGAUGACAAGCCGAAGAGGGAGAGAGGGGAGUGACUCUGAAGGCAACCGCAGCAGCAUGAACCUGUCCUACUGCCACAGCUGGAGGAAGAGCUCUUCAAACACCCCGAAUCAGGGAGACCACAGGAAGAAGAAGCUCCAGAAUCCGGGCAGUGAAAAGGGCCACCGCAGCUCCUGGCACGGCAGCGGAGGCAGCGACUGGGCCUCCCUGGACGCAGCCACGCUGGACACCCAGAUCAACAUAGAGGGGGAGAAAGGAAGUGAGAAGGGUCAGGGAGGGUCCACCUCCAGCAGUCUGUUAACUUGUGAAGACUGAGGUGAUGAUUAUGGUAUGGGGAAAUGGCUGUUAAAAAUAUAUUUAUUCUUAUAUGAAGAUCUUUAUGAAGAAGUGUAUAUUUUAUGAAUUUUGUUUAUUUGUAAUUGAUUUAGAAUGCAUACUUAUGCGUGCUUUCACUUUGUCAUUCCUCACUGAUAAUGCUCUAUGUGCAUUAAGCUGUUUCAUUUGCAUAUUCAUAUUUGACUAGAUGGCUAUUUAGGUGAAUAAGUAGCCUAUAUCUAGAACUGGACAGACUUUUACCUUUAACACACUGUGUAGCUCAUAUGGACAUCUUCUAUUGACAAUCAUCCAAUGACAGCCAGCAAGAGCAUGUUGUCUAUGUUAACCUUGACACUAUGGUCCUGUUGCUGCCAACUGUCCUGAUUUGAUUUAUAGAAUGAUGCCAUGACUCUCCAUUUAGAGUAGGCAUAAUUAUGACCGCCGCGCAGCGAAACGUGGUUUAGUCAGAUUUUUUUUUUUUUUUUUUUUUUUCGCA
Messenger RNA from Alosa alosa (allis shad), 2880 nucleotides. Its product is annotated as rhodopsin-like. Gene Ontology annotation, molecular function: G protein-coupled receptor activity. NCBI's taxonomy places the organism in Eukaryota, Metazoa, Chordata, Actinopteri, Clupeiformes, Clupeidae. The transcript has 10 exons. Gene Ontology annotation, cellular component: membrane. The record is from RefSeq and is a predicted model, not a curated record. Gene Ontology annotation, biological process: G protein-coupled receptor signaling pathway. Bases 699 to 2384 code for a protein of 561 amino acids.